UGUUACUUUUCUGAAAAUUGUGCUAUGUAAAUCCCUUAUAAAUAUUUAAAUCUAAGAAAUGUAUUUUCUGAAAAGGAGUAGUCUCCCUCAUUUCGCAUCAUUUGCGUUUUUUAUGGUUAGGUCUUUUUCGUUGUUCUUCUUUUCUGUUUAAAGCUGAAGUGAGACCUUACAUGUGGGAGUAGUGUGACUAACUGUACUUGCCGAGCUUGUCUUUAUUCAAAUGUAUAGUGAGGAAGUAGACAUAGCCCGGAAAAACGAUAUUGCUGUUUAUUCAGCUGCCAAAAGCAAUGCGCCUGCUGCCUCUCUGUUUUCUGUUGUUUAAAGUGUCUCGUGCUGAGGACCUCACCCCUGUGUCAGCAUAUGUGGGGGAGAAUGUCACGCUGCGUUCAGGUGCCGAUCCAAAGUGGGAACUUACAGACAUCACCUGGUCUAUAUGGCCCAACACCACAUGGAUUGCCACAUAUUCAAACGAUGGACUUAACCAGAACCAAUUUUAUAAAUACAUUGGGAGGCUUCAUCUGAACACAUCUACAGGGGAUUUGAUGAUAAAAAAUGUGACCAGUGCAGAUGAGCUGGAAUACACUGUUGAUUUCUACAGCUCUGAUGGACGUAAUCAAGUUAACAAAAUCAAACUCAACAUAAAACAGCAACUGCUGGAGCCUGUCAUUGAAAUAAUUCAAAAGCCAAUAAAAGACAGCUGUGUAGUGACCCUGAACUGCUCCUCUUCAAACACUGGGGUCUCUCUGUCCUGGAGAUCGAACCCUCGACUCCAAAUGGAGUGGAUCACUGGAUUCAAUAGCAACAUUUUCCUGGCCAUUCUCGAUACUCAGAGAACCAUAGACAUCACUUGCAUCGCCACAAAAAACAUGGAUAACAAUACACGCACCAUCCAUGUGAAAUGCAGCUCACCUCCUCCAUGCACCACUGUUACUUCCCCUACUCUCACACCCCAAGGAAUCAGAGAUCAUAUACUGGCAAUUAAUGCUGUGGCAGUUUUUGUUAUUUUGUGCACAUUAUUUUUUUUUGUAACUAAACGAAGAGGACGUUUGGGUUCCUGUUCACCAGAAGGAAGCAAUACUAAGUUGUAACCUUUAAGACAUUGGAAGUUUUACAGCACUGUGACAUUGAAAUGUUUAUUUAUUAUCAAUAAAUAUUAUAUUUUUUCACA
This is a messenger RNA of Boleophthalmus pectinirostris (great blue-spotted mudskipper), 1168 nucleotides long. RefSeq names its product carcinoembryonic antigen-related cell adhesion molecule 1. The transcript has 7 exons. Bases 288 to 1088 code for a protein of 266 amino acids. Lineage: Eukaryota; Metazoa; Chordata; Actinopteri; Gobiiformes; Gobiidae. The record is from RefSeq and is a predicted model, not a curated record.